AGUCUCGAUGGGGACGGCCACCGUGUAGCACGCGAUUUGUAGUGCCGAUUUGAAAUUUGUUUCAGUACUUUGCGCGCAAGAAUUCUAGUCUGGACACGAUGUUCCGAUUAAAAUAAUGAUGAAUUAUUAUUCUCAACGACAUAAGUUGCUCCCGUUCGCUUUGUUAGCUUCUAACAGAGAUGUAAUCGAAAAUUUUCUCAAAUAAGUAUGUAACAUUAUCGUGAUGACAGUGAUGAAAAGAAUUUACUAUAGUGCGUUAAUUUGAAAAAAAAAAAGAAAAAAGUAAAGAAUUAUAAUGAGGGAGUAUUCAACAUACUUACUUUGACUGAACUGGACGAAUGGAAAAAUGUCGGAAGACGAAAGCUAUGGGUUUUGCUCGGAAAGUGCAACCGCUUUUCAGCGGGUCUAUAUCCAAGCUCACGGCUACAUCGCCCUUAUCAUUUGUCUUCUCGGUUCCGCAGCCAAUUCUGUUAAUAUCGCUGUACUUAGCCGGAAAGAGAUGACUUCGUGCACUAAUUCGAUCCUCACCGGGCUCGCCGUUGCAGAUCUCUUAGUUAUGAUCGACUAUAUACCUUUAGCCCUCCACCUGUACACGAAAAUUGGUUCAGAAUUAAAUCAAAAUUCUUACGGGUGGGCCGUGUUCAUAUAUUUCCACUCAAUAUUCAGCCAGACCUUUCACACAAUAUCCAUCUGGCUAACAAUAAUGCUCGCAGUUUGGAGAUACAUAGCUAUUAAGUUUCCACAAAAGAACCAAACGCUGUGUAACAAGAGGAACACGACAUUGGCCAUAAUCCUCGCGUAUGCUGUAUGUCCAGUAUUGUGCUUGCCUAUUUAUUUCGCAAUGAAUAUAAAGGAACGUCUCCCAUCAGAUACUUCUAACGGCACGAACGUCACACUAAACUAUACAAGUGCUGCAAAUGUAUCAGAUCCGAAACAAUUUAUCAUAGAGAUGACGAACAAUAACGAUUUACUAACUGCCAUAUUCUGGAUUUAUAGUGUGUUCAUAAAACUAAUACCAUGUGUGGUUUUAUCUAUUUUGAGUGUGUUGUUGAUCAUGAAGAUGAAAUCGAGCGAUCGAAGACGACAAAAACUAUUAAAAAAAUCAGCCAUAACCACUACUGAGGGUGAGAAGGCGCGACUCAACGAUGACGGGAAGAAAGGGGGAGGACGCACAGAUCGAACGACCAGGAUGCUAGUAGCACUCCUGGGACUUUUUCUCGCGACAGAACUUCCGCAGGCGUUAUUUGGCUUACUGACUGCUAUAGCGCCACAUCUCUUCCUAAUUUGCUACUACGCUUUUGGUGAAGUAAUGGAUCUGAUGGCGCUUGUGGGGUCGGCAGUGAAUUUCGUUUUGUACUGCAGCAUGAGCCGACAAUUCCGGACCACGUUCACGAGACUGGCGCGAAAGGUCCUGCCACUUCCACAAAGGCAGAGGGAGAGGGAGCCACUGACAACAGUCACUGUUUCGUAGCGAAAGGCUGUGGCCAAAUCUAUGGCCUCAGUGACACAGCUCUAAAUAGAACGAUAAUAAGCAUGUCGAAAUAUUGAGAUUUCGUUUAGAGAAAUUUUAAAAGAAAAUUGUACAUUACUUUGGAAUAUUAGACCAAAACUUCGUGUAAGUUUAUGUUAAGAUAUAAAGUCUCAGCCCUUGUGGUCAUAAAAUUGUUAUUAAGUAACUGGGUGAGUAUUCGUAACUUAAUUUACUGGUGUAUUGUGAUAAUAAUUGGUAUUUUGAUUUAUUUGUGUAAUAAAAACAACCACGAUAUAUAUUUACGGAUUUUUUAAUAAGCAAUAAAUUUCAGAUUUUUUUUAGAAAACAGAUUCAAUCCUUUUGUUACACUCCAUCCAUUCGAUUGUCACAGCUUAUCAUUUAUACAACGUAACGCCCGUUAUCUGUUUGUAUUAUAUUUUGGAGAGAGUAAAAGUUUCUAUGGUGAUUUAUGAUAUCGUAAAUAAAAUAUAUUUUUGCAUUCGAAAAUUUUUAGAAUGUUUAGCUGUUUGUCAAUGUUAGCUACGGACAUAGGCUAUUAAUUUGGAUCUCAGAUCUCUUCGAGCGCUUUGAGUACUGUAUUUCCUUGCCAUUGAAGCUUUUUUAUGUGUUUUCUUUUGAAAUAAUAUGUUACUGGAUGAUAUCAUGUUUUUAAAAAUACUAAAUCAAGAAAAACGAAAUUUAUUGAAUUCGAAUUUACAUUUUGAAUGUAAAAGACGAAGCCAAUUCGUUGGUGCUAUAAACUCGUAGGUACGUGCAUGCUAUUGUACGUAAUAUUAUGUUUAAACUAAUAAUGGCUGAGUGUAUCUCAAGUAAAAAUAUAUCACUAUGUUAUAAAAUCACUCGACUUGAACAAGAAGCAUUGUCAUUCUAGUCACGUUCUUGGAUUUUUAAGUAUAUUCUAAAACCGUACGAAAAUAAUAUAAUUAAUAUUGCACUAACCAACCAAAGCCUCCGUUAAAUAUUAAUAUUCCUUUAUUAAUUUUAUAAUCAUAAAAUCGAUUUGCUAUAAAUUUUAUUUCGUCGAAAAUAUAUAUUUAAUACAUAAAAAUCUUAUUGUUCCAGCCAGCGUUAAGUAUCUACUUUAAAUAAUAUAUAUUUUUAGCGUUAAGGAAACAUACGGAUAUAUUAUUAGUAAUAUGAUAUAUACAUAAGUACAGUAAUCUUUGUUGGUAGAUUAUGUGUAUAGGCGAAUGAUUUAGUUGUAAAAUUAUUUUAUUAUUGUAUAUAUGCGGGUACAUAUCUAUGAGAGACGAUUAGUGAAAUUUGAUAGUAGUAGUAUCUAGCACGAAAUUAAUUGUAACUAUGAUAUAUAUGUCCACUACUAUGAUUUGCCCAAGAAAGUAAUUAAAUAGCUUUUGCUUGUAUGUUUUUUAUUUGUAGCAGGAGUACGAUAAAGCCCUUAAUGGACUUCAAAGUGGAUGGUGGUAUUCAGGUUGUGAUAUCUCUGGGUUUCGAUGGCCGCAUAUCUAGUAAACCGGAAAUCAUUGUAACACAUAUAGGAGCAAGUGAGCUCACGACCCUUCUGGUGUUAAGUGUUUACCGGUGCCCAUUGGCAUCACAAUAAGAAUGCCGUCAUCCACCUUGAAAUAAUAGGCCUAAGUCUCAACUAGAUAUAUUGUAUAAUAGCUAUCCCAUCCAAUUUUGGAGUAAAUGUUUAUGGUUUAGUAAAAAUAAAAUCAUGAUACCCUGUGUAGCUUAUAAGCUAUAUAUCGGUCGUCAGGUAAUUUAAUCACAUUUUUAAUAAAAAACACAUUUUCUUUAUCCUAAGGCUCCAUCUCUCAUAAUGCUUCAUCGUUUACGGGACGAAGUAGCGUGAUGGAGUGCUUAUGACAUUAUUUUUAGAAAAAUUGGAUGUCAGUAUUCUUUUGAUAAAGUCAUCGAGCCAGUCAACGUUCGCGCUGUCGUAUGCCUUUUGUACAGUUUCUAUUUAAGUGAGAAGAAUUUUAUAAAAUAAGAUUGUCCAUAACAGGCUCUCACAGUCCGCCAAGAAUUGUUUAUCUAAUAUAUAUUUCACACACUCUGCCCUCAGCUAGAUAAUAUGGCAAAUAUUGCGGAUUAUUAAUUAAUAUUAUGUAUUUUAAAGGGUUAAAUUUUUGUAGACAGUAUGUACCAUAAAUAAUUAACUUGUUACAGGUGCACCAAUUAAUUAAUCAGAGGCGUUAGUUUUCAUUGUUCUCGAGUUAACGCGCAGAUCUAGUUUCUGUUGAGUUAAUUGGUUUUACUGCAGCAAUAUAAUUGAACUGAAUACAACUAGAUAUACUGAGUGGUACGUGUUUUAUACAGAAAUAGUUAAGUCACACUUCGCCAACGCUAAAUUCCGAAAUUUAUUUGGCGGAACUAUCGCCAAAAUCCAAAAUCUCGAUCGCCCAUUAUUGGUAUACUAUUGAAAACCUGCAAUGCCAAAAGAACUGAACAAAGUUUCAAUCUAAUCUAAUAAAUGACGCACGAUCUAUAGAAUACGAACGACAAAAACUUCAAAAUGUUUAUUGUAAAGAGAACACGAUUUCUCAAUAUUGAGCGAUAUCAGUUUUGAUAGUAUUUAUUUAUUUAAUUUUCUACUGUGUUCUGCGUGAUAGCAUAAUAAUAUAUUAUUUGUGGAUGUUCUGCAAUGCUUAUCACAGUGUUUUACUUUAAGCUGACUUAACGUUAAAUGUAGUAAAAUACACUUAAUAGCUAUUUCUCAUUUAUAUUGUUAAAUAUGAUACUAUCAUAAUUAAAUAGUCCAGAUGGUGUACAUUACAUUUUGUUAUAUUUAGUGUAAGUGCACAAAUGUUAACUGUUAGUGUUGGUAAUUUAAUAUGAUCGACGACAGACAGAUCUCUUGUUUUUUUGAAUUAUGUAAGUGAAUGUCAUGUUAAUGUUAUUCAAUGGUAGAUUUGUAGAAAAUUCGGAAAAUAAUGUAUACUGUGUACGUUAUUAAAUGUGUUUUUAUAAAUAAAUAAAUAAAUGAU
Molecule: messenger RNA, 4443 nt
Organism: Bombyx mori (domestic silkworm)
Lineage: Eukaryota; Metazoa; Arthropoda; Insecta; Lepidoptera; Bombycidae
Gene: msR
Product: myosuppressin receptor
Biological process (GO): G protein-coupled receptor signaling pathway
Cellular component (GO): plasma membrane
Molecular function (GO): G protein-coupled peptide receptor activity
Source: RefSeq, marked provisional